AUGGCGGCUCCCUACAGUAGCCGCCGGGAGUACCAGGGGGAACAGGCCAAUCAAAAUGGCUGGGAAUACCCUUGGACACCUUCCAACAGUACAUCGCCUGUGUUCUCGAACCCAGGACAAAGCGUUUCACCUUCCCUUCGUAGGGCAGUGCCUGCCCAGGCUCCGUCCACUCCGCUCAGAUCUAUCGGUCCAAUUCUUUAUUCAGCAGCCUACGAAGCUGUUCCUACACCUUGGAGCGUGAAUGCUACCCCAGUAGCUUGUCCCAAUCCCACAAUCAGCUCCCAGACUGUCCCGUGGGCAGACUGGGGUCAUUCGUCCCAGUGUGAUCCCCCAUCACAGGGUGUUCUCCAACCGGCUAUUUCUUUCAAUUCUGUAGCGGCACUGUCCAAUGCUGGAGUCGAAGACCGAACUCCCGUGGAAGGUGAAGAUGGCCAUACAUGCGGCCAUACUAGUAACGCUGAGUAUGGUUGUGUCGAUCAAACGUUGUACCCCUCACGUUCUGACUGA
Messenger RNA from Penicillium subrubescens, 507 nucleotides. RefSeq lists its product as uncharacterized. The record is from RefSeq and is a predicted model, not a curated record. The transcript has a single exon. Bases 1 to 507 code for a protein of 168 amino acids. NCBI's taxonomy places the organism in Eukaryota, Fungi, Ascomycota, Eurotiomycetes, Eurotiales, Aspergillaceae.